Columba livia (rock pigeon) is the source of this 1731-nucleotide messenger RNA. Its product is annotated as rho GTPase-activating protein 33. The transcript is spliced from 6 exons. The record is from RefSeq and is a predicted model, not a curated record. Lineage: Eukaryota; Metazoa; Chordata; Aves; Columbiformes; Columbidae. Gene Ontology annotation, biological process: signal transduction. Gene Ontology annotation, molecular function: GTPase activator activity. Bases 577 to 1731 code for a protein of 384 amino acids.
UUUGCGCGGCCAGGGACCUCAGCGGCUGCAGAGGCACAGGGGCCGUCGCCCUCUGCCCACACGGGGGUUCUCUUUGGCCGGCCCCUGGCAGCUCUCUGCAGCCAGGAUGGUGCGCUGCCCCAGCCCAUCCAGGUAAGCAAGCCCGGCCAGGGCAUCCCCAUGCUGCUGCCUCCUCUGCAGAGGCAGUGUCCCCAUUGGAGGCAUCCCAGAUGAGCCUUGGGAAUAAAACGCACUCCUCCACGACACCCAACUCCAGCCACCCCUGUGUGCAGCCCCAGGGAGAGCUGCAGACCAUCCACACUCCCUCCUGUCCCUGAGGAAGCUUGGGCUGUCCCAGGGCCUGUCUCCAGCCCAGCAAUGUCCUCCUCUCUCCCCUGCAGGACCUGCUGGCUCUGCUGCACGAGCAGGGCCCAUCCACGGAGGGGAUCUUCCGGCUGGCGGCCAGCGAGCGCGCCUCCCGGGACAUCAGGGAGGCCCUGGACACCGGCGCUCAGGUCCAUCUGGCCAGCCAGCCGGUGCACGUCCUGGCUGUCAUCUUGAAGGUGAGCCCUGCUGACCUGGACUCUGGUGCUGCUGAUGGGCACCUGUGCGAGCAGGAGCCCAAACCCAGGAGCUGCUCGGCACCCAGUGUGCUGGGGAUGCUGCCUGUGCUCCCGGCGGCACUGCUCGCAGCCUCACCAGCAGCCCUUGCCAUUGCAGGACUUCCUCCGCAAGAUCCCCUCCAAGCUCCUCCACUCGGAGCUUUACCAGCAGUGGAUGGAUGCCCUGCAAAAGACCAGCAGGCAGGAGAGGCUGGCGGGGCUCAAAGAGGUGGCCGGCAAGUUACCUGAGGCCAACCUCCUCCUCCUCCGAACCUUGCUCAGCCUGCUCCACAAGAUCAGCACCAAUGUCCCUGUCACCAAGAUGACUGCCAGGAACCUGGCCAUCUGCGUGGGGCCCAACCUCCUCAGCCCACCCGAGGAGGACACGCUGGCCCUGGAUGUCCUGAUGCAGGUGACAGGGAAGGUGACAGAGCUGGUUGAGUUCCUCAUCCAACACCAUGAGGAACUCUUUGAGGAGCAGGAGGAGGAGGAGGAGGCUGAGAUUCCAGGAGCACCGGCCGAGGCUGAACUUGCCAGCCAACAGGCCGAGGAGUCACCGGCACCAGAAGAAGAAGGAGAAACUGCCGAGGUAUGUGAGGUCCACACAGAGCGUGAGAGAAUGCCUCCCUACGCAGAAGGUGGGAUUGCCACUGUGUCCAAGCUCUUCGCAGCAAGGGGAAACACCAUCCCCCAGGAAGAGAAAGCACAGCUGCGAAGAGGAGGUCGGUGGCCCGCCACCCAAGCGAUGCCGAAAGCUGUGAACAGAGAGCUCAGCGAUGGUAUGCUCCUGGACAAGAUGUCCAGCAUACAGGUGGAUAAACAAACAAUGCAGUGGGUGAGCAACUGGCUGACGGGCUGGGAUCAAAGGGUUCUGGGAAAUGGGCCUCACCUGGAGCACUGGGUGCAGUUCUGGGCGCCGCAGGAUGAAAAGGAUACAAAGCUACUCGAGAGUAUCCAGAAGAGGGCUACCAAGUUGGUGAAGGGUUUGGAGAGGAAGACAUAUGAGGAGCAGCUAAAGUCACUUGGUUUGUUGAGCUUCAAGAAGAGGAGACUGAGAGGAGACCUCAUUGUGGUCUACAGCUUCCUCCAGAGGGAAGGACGAAGUGUAGGCACCAAACUCUUCUCCUUAGUGACCAGUGACAGAACCUGA